GACCAUCAGAGUUUUCUGCCAAACACUGGUUGUAGAAAUGUCUGCUGCCAGCUGUCUUCAUACUGAAGAUCAGUUCCUGUGCUCCAUCUGUCUGGAUGUGUUCACUGAUCCUGUCAGCACACCAUGUGGACACAACUUCUGUAAAAGCUGCAUCACUGAUCACUGGGAUGUUAAAGUCCAACAUGAUUGUCCCAACUGUCAAGAGGUCUUUUACAGAAGACCUGAGCUGAAGGUCAACACCUUCAUCUCUGAGAUGGUCGCUCAGUUCAGACAGUCAGCUCAACAGGAAGCCAGCAGCAGCAGCUCAGAGCAACAAGUUUCCAAACCAGGAGAAGUUCCCUGUGACGUCUGCACUGGAACUAAACUGAAGGCCCUGAAGUCCUGCCUGGUGUGUCUGGUUUCUUACUGUGAGACUCACCUGAAGCCUCACCUGACAACCACAGGUCUGAAGAAGCAUCAGCUGAUCGACCCUGUGGAGAACCUGGGAGGCAGGAUGUGUGAGAAGCACAACAAACUGCUGGAGCUGUUCUGUAAGAACGACCAGAUGUGUGUCUGCGCACUGUGCCCCUACUUAGACCACAAGACACAUGAUGUUGUUCCUCUGAGAGAAGAAUAUGAAGGAAAGAAGGCCGAGCUGGGGAAGACAGAGGCUGAAAUUCAGCAGAUGAUCCAGAAGAGACGACUGAAGCUUGAAGAGUUCAAACAGUCAGUGGAGCUCAGCAAGAAGAAUGCAGACAGAGAGGUGGCAGAAGGUGUUCAGGUCUUCAGCGCUCUGAUGGAGACUGUUGAGAGACGCCUAAAUAAUCUGAUGGACACGAUCAAAGAGAAGCAGAGAGAGACGGAGAAACAGGCUGAUGGCUUCAUCAAAGAGCUGCAACAGGAAAUCUCUGAGCUGGAGAAGAGAAGCUCUGAAGUGAAGAAGCUCUCACGCUCUGAAGACCACCUCCACCUCCUCCAAAACAUCACGUCCCUGAACACUGCUCCACCCACCAAGAACUGGACUGGAGUCAGAGUCCAUCCACCUUCAUAUGAGGGGACUGUGGUGAGAGCUGUGAAGCAGCUGAAGGAGACGCUCAGUGAACAGAUGAAGAAGCUGUUUGAGGCCGAGCUGAAGAGAGUCCAGCAGUAUGAGGUGGAUCUGACUCUUGAUCCUGAUACAGCACAUCCUGCACUCAUCCUGUCUGAUGAUGGGAAACAAGUUCAUCAUGUUGAUGUUAAGAAGAAUCUCCCAGACAAUCCAGAGAGAUUUAGCUCUGGUGCUCAUGUUUUAUCAAAGCAGAGUUUCUCUUCAGGCAGGUCUUACUUUGAGGUUCAGGUCAAAGGGAAGACUGGGUGGGUUUUAGGAGUGGUUAAAGAAUCCAUGAACAGGAAGAUGGUAACAGAACUGGAUAAUGAGAGUAAAUCCUGUGUUAUUGGUUGCAUGAGUGACGGUUGGAACUUCGCUCUAGAUUACCCUCUUGCAGGAUUAACACUGAAGUCCAAGCCUGAGAAGGUGGGGGUGUUUGUGGACUAUGAGGAGGGUCUGGCUUCCUUCUAUGACGUUGAUACUGCCUCUCUUUUGUACUCCUUCACUGGCUGGUCCUUCAAGGAGAAACUCUUCCCAAUCUUUUCUCCAGAGACUAAUGAAGGUGGUAAAAACUCUGCAACCCUCAUCAUCUCUCCUGUCCGUCACACUGAGAAGAACAAAUAUUGA
This is a messenger RNA of Notolabrus celidotus (New Zealand spotty), 1693 nucleotides long. RefSeq names its product E3 ubiquitin-protein ligase TRIM11-like. The transcript has 2 exons. The record is from RefSeq and is a predicted model, not a curated record. NCBI's taxonomy places the organism in Eukaryota, Metazoa, Chordata, Actinopteri, Labriformes, Labridae. Gene Ontology annotation, molecular function: zinc ion binding; protein binding. Bases 38 to 1693 code for a protein of 551 amino acids.